Messenger RNA from Dromiciops gliroides (monito del monte), 2824 nucleotides. It is a transcript of the gene MYCN, whose product is annotated as MYCN proto-oncogene, bHLH transcription factor. The record is from RefSeq and is a predicted model, not a curated record. Gene Ontology annotation, biological process: regulation of transcription by RNA polymerase II. The transcript has 3 exons. The coding region runs from base 469 to 1860 and encodes 463 amino acids. Gene Ontology annotation, molecular function: RNA polymerase II cis-regulatory region sequence-specific DNA binding; DNA-binding transcription factor activity, RNA polymerase II-specific; protein dimerization activity. NCBI's taxonomy places the organism in Eukaryota, Metazoa, Chordata, Mammalia, Microbiotheria, Microbiotheriidae.
CGGCCGGUGCGAGGGGCGGCUGCCUCCAGAGGAGCCCCCGGCACCGAGGCUGCGGCUGCGGCUGCACCCAGGCGCGCGAGCGGCCGCGGAGCCCAGCCAGCCAGCCGGCCAGCCGGCCAGCCGGCCAGCCACCCAGCCAGCCGGCCAGCCACCCAGCCAGCCGGCCGGCCAGCCUAGGGGCGCGGAGCGGCCGAGCCCAGCCCAGCCCAGCCCAGCCCGGCCCAGCCCGGCCCCGCGCGAGUGACCAGUCCCUUGCUGCCGCUGCCGCUGCCGCUGCUGCUGUUACUGCUGCCGCCGCCAGCGCCGGCGACUGAAGGGCCGAUCGGUCCCAGUGCAUCCCUCCCUCCACCCUCUCUCUGGCUCCCUUGCUCCUCCUCGCUCAGCCCGGAGCCCCGACGAGCAGAGCCCCAGAACAGCUGCGGAGCGCACCCCGAGGAGUGGCAGUGACCCCCCACGUCUCCUCCCACCAUGCCCGUGGGCGCCGCGGCCUCCAAGAAUCCGGACCUUGAGUUCGACUCGCUGCAGCCCUGCUUCUACCCCGACGAGGACGACUUCUACGUGGGCGGCCCGGACGCCGCGCCCCCAGGGGAGGACAUCUGGAAGAAGUUCGAGCUGCUGCCCACGCCGCCGCUCUCCCCGAGCCGGGCCGGGCCCGGCGUCGGCCCCGGCGGGCUGCCCAGCCCGGCGGCCGCCUGGCCCGGGGGCGGUGAGCCCCCCGACUGGGCGUCCGAGCUGCUGCUGCUGCCGCCGCCCGAGACCGAGCCGUGGGGGACCUGGGGGCCGGCCCACCCGGCCUGGGGCGGGGGCAACCUCAGCGCCUUCGUGCUGCGGGACUGCAUGUGGAGCGGCUUCUCCGCGCGCGAGAAGCUCGAGCGGGCGGUCACCGAGAAGCUGCAGGCCAGUCCGCGGGGGGCACCGGCCGACGGCCCGGCCAAGGCCAGCGCGGCCGCCGCCGCCUCCGCGCCGCCCUCCGGCGCUGCGGGCGGCGCUGCCGCCCAGCUCCCGGCCCCCGGGGCCGCUGACCUGCGCAACCCGGCCUCCGAGUGCGUGGACCCAGCUGUGGUCUUCCCCUUCCCGGUGAACAAGCGAGAGACCCCGGCCGGAGCCGCCGGCACGUCGGGGGCGUCCCUGGGAGGGGCGGGACAGCCCCCCCGCGGCCCCGGGCGCCCCUUCCCCGCGGCUGAAACCAGGGCCAACAGCUGCUCGGGGGACGACACUCUGAGCGACUCAGAUGAUGAAGAGGAGGAGGAGGAAGAGGAAGAGGAGGAGAUCGACGUGGUGACGGUGGAGAAGCGCCGAGCGUCGUCCUCCAACAACCCCAAGGCAGUCACCACGUUCACCAUUACCGUUAGGCCCAAGAACACCGCCUCGGCCACCGCCGCUACCGCCACCAUCAGGGCGCAGCCGGGGGAGCUGAUCCUCAAGCGGUGUGCGCCCAUCCAUCAGCAGCACAACUACGCCGCGCCCUCCCCUUACGCAGAGAGCGAGGACGGGCCUCCCCUGAAGAAGAUGAAGGCCGAGGCCCCUCCCCGCCCCUCCAAGAGCGUCCCAGUGCCGCCCAAGGCCAAGAGCGUGAGUCCCCGGAACUCGGACUCCGAGGACAGCGAACGCCGCCGCAACCACAACAUCCUGGAGCGCCAGCGACGGAACGACCUGAGGUCCAGUUUCAUCACCCUCAGGGACCAUGUGCCGGAGCUGGUGAAGAACGAUAAGGCGGCCAAGGUGGUCAUCUUGAAAAAGGCCACGGAGUACGUCCACUCGCUGCAGGCCGAGGAGCGCCAGCUCCAGCUGGAUAAGAAGCAGCUGAUAACCCAGCAGGAACAGCUGCUCCGCAAGAUCGAGCACAUGCGGACUUGCUAAGCCAGGAGGCCUUGCUUUGGGGUCUUCUUGCCGGCCUCAGACAGUCACUGCCACUUUGCACACUUUUUUUUAAUUGUUCAAGAAAUAAUGGUGUUUUGACGUUAAGAAUGUUGGUUUACUUUCAAUACGGCCCUCUCUCCAAUGACUCAUCUGGGUGGGGGCGGCGGGCCGGACAUGGGGACCUCGGGGGGGCCUCGGGAGCUGGCCGGAGGAAAGAGAUGGACGCACCGCUGGGCGGGCGGGGGGUGCCUGGAGCCCGGCCCUCCUCCCUUGAUGUGCGGGCGGUCCUUCCACGGUGGGUCUGGAGCCUCCAGACAAAGUCGAGUCAGGCCUUCUUUGCUCCAUGGUGCUCACACGUCCCGGCCCACUGGUGGACUCUUCCCCGUGGGUCCAGGUCCCACCUGCUUGCUAUUCCGUUGCUCCUGGGGGAGCAAGUGAGAUCUCUGCCAGUAAGGAUUCCACGCUUGCCUUUGUCCGUGUUUGGGGGAAUGAGCCGAGCCGUGGCCGCCCUGGCCGCCAGUUUGGAGAUGGGCGAUUCCUACCUAAGUACUGUGAUGAUGCCUCAGUGUUUGAGGAGCAUGUUUUUCUAUACAGAUACUUGUUAAUCACUGUUCUAUACUGGACUAAUUCUUACUCUGUCUGUAUACUUUAGUAUGACGCGGAGACAUGACUACAUUUGAUACUUAUAUUUUCGUAUGAAAAUGAGUUGUGAAGUUUUGAGUAGAUAUUACUUUAUCACUUUUUGGAACUAAGAAGCUUUUGUAAAAAAAUGGACUUCUCUAGGUCUCUUCUUCCUCCUUGCCCUGUUUCUUGCUGUUGGCGUCCUUGUUAAUGUUGGGGGCAUAGAACUGGGGAUGGGCAAAGUUCUGUGUUUCACUUGUCUUGGAAAUGUCAAUUUAGUGCUGCAUCUUUGAGCACUUUGAAAUACCUCAUGUCUAUGAAAAUAAAGAGUCAUUGAAUGAUG